AUGGUCAAGCUCCACGAGGUCGAGGAUGAGGCUUUCACCACCGAUAAGCCCCAGGCCAGCAAGAACGAUGCUCUGCUCGUCUCCGAUGACGACGAAGACUACAGCGACACCGGUAAGUGUUUGACGACAUCUGUUCUCCCGCGAGUCACGCGAGUCGAACCGCGCAGCGACAAUGGCUUCGGUUCUGGAAAGGCCCUCUGGGUCAUCAGCACUAGCGCUUUCCUCAUCGGUGUUCCAUGGGCAUUAGCCUACGCCGAGGAGGAGCAGUACAUUCAGAUGGAGCGUGAGCAGGGCAUGAUCAAGGGUGCUAAUGAGAUGCUCACCCCUGGCGCCGAAGAGAAGAAGGAGGAUAAGCUCGCUCUGUAA
Penicillium chermesinum is the source of this 366-nucleotide messenger RNA. Its product is annotated as mitochondrial import translocase subunit Tom22. The record is from RefSeq and is a predicted model, not a curated record. Gene Ontology annotation, biological process: intracellular protein transport. The transcript is spliced from 3 exons. Lineage: Eukaryota; Fungi; Ascomycota; Eurotiomycetes; Eurotiales; Aspergillaceae. The coding region runs from base 1 to 366 and encodes 121 amino acids. Gene Ontology annotation, cellular component: mitochondrial outer membrane.